Molecule: messenger RNA, 1286 nt
Organism: Bombyx mandarina (wild silkworm)
Lineage: Eukaryota; Metazoa; Arthropoda; Insecta; Lepidoptera; Bombycidae
Cellular component (GO): nucleus
Molecular function (GO): zinc ion binding
Source: RefSeq, a predicted model, not a curated record
UUGUGUAUUUAUUUGUUUUGAUUUCGACUUGAAAAUACAAAUUCAAUGGAUAAUUACGAUGAAAUGUAUAAAUGUAUAUGUCGUUUAUGUUUAUCUCAUUCGAAACCUGAAAAUAUGCUAAGUUUAUUUGAUGAGAAGAACACAGACGGCUUGAGCUGCUAUGGGAAGUCUGUAAUAAGUUUUGCCAAUAUUGUCCUUAAAACAAAUGAUAAUUUACCUACUGCAAUGUGCAAAAGUUGUUUAUUGUUGCUCAAACAAGCAAUACGCUUUAAAUUUCUAUGCGAAUAUAGUGCUAUACGCUUGAAAAACUUGUUUGAAAUAAGCAAUACCGCCAAUGGAGAUCUAAAAGAAAAUGUAUGCCAGUACGCGCUGUUUAACAAUCAUUUUCCUGAUAUAAAUAGUAGAAAGACCAAUAAUAAUACUGCGAAGAUCAACCCUAAGCAAGUUUCAAUCAAUCCAAAAUUAGCAGAACGAAAGUUUAGAUGUUCAACUAAAAAAGAAAAUUAUAAAAUUCACCAAUCACGAAUAAAUAAUAAGAGGCAGAACAAUAAUGACGCCAUAUACGAUGUAUUUAACAGCGUCGAUAGCGAUUCGGAAACAAACGUACUCAAACCGACACUAAACUCAAAAGAGUCAACGACAAAAUCACAAAAACAACCAAAAGAACGAAAAUUAACUAAUUUAACUUGUCCGUUAUGCCAGAAAGUUCUAGCCAAUAAGUUGACCUAUAAUUGCCAUAUGCAGAGGCACAACGGAUGCCGAUACAUCUGCGAGAGCUGUGGCAAAGGAUUUCCUGUAUUCAACGAAUUAAACAUACACAAAGUCACUCGGCACGGUACGGGGCAAUAUGUCGAAUGUAACCACUGCCAAUACAAAGCACCGUGCAAAUUUAAGUUAAUCGAACACUUGAGACUGCAUACCGGCGAGCGGCCUUUCACGUGUGAAAAGUGCGGACUGACCUUCCGGCGUCGAGCCAUUUGGAAGAAGCAUUUGGUUCAUCACUCUGAGAAAACUUUUCAAUGUCAGCAGUGUCCGAAGAAGUUUUACCGCUUGUCAAGUCUUAAAGAGCACAUGAAUAACGUACAUGAUCGCUUAUAUAUGUUCUCGUGUACUAAAUGUGGAUGCCUGUACGCCAAAACCAGAACAGUUCGGAGACAUUUAUUAGAAAAACAUGGUAUUCCUCGAGAAUUGCAGGGCAAGAUCUUAAGGGUCAUGAAAGGGGGUAACAAUGAUUUUGGUGCUAAAUAAAUUAUAUAGUUUUAUUAAUUAAAAUUUAUUUUGAAAUC